GGAAAAACCAUGUUCCAGUUUGUUGUUCUCUCCCUUGAGUCAACUUGGGAGAAGAGGAGCAGCAGAAAAGAGGACUGAGAGAAGAGGAAUAGCAGAAAAGGAAAAAAGAACACAUACAGGCCCAAAGGUCUUUUCACCCCCUCGCCAAGGAAGCUUGUGCACAAUUCCCUUUGCACUAGGACACCAUGGUGCAAAAAGUAGCAGUUAUUGGAGCUGGAGUGAGUGGACUGGCAUCCAUCAAGUCCUGCCUGGAGGAAGGACUGGAACCUACAUGCUUUGAGAGGAGUGAUGGUAUUGGGGGACUGUGGCAGUUUAUGGAAUCUGCAGAGGAAGGCAGAGCCAGCAUUUACCGCACCGUUUUCACCAACUCAUGUAAAGAAAUGACGUGCUUUCCCGACUUCCCUUUCCCAGAAAAUUUUCCAGUCUUUAUGCACAACACCAAACUUCAGGAAUAUAUCCAGAUGUUUGCAAAACACUUCCAGCUUGAGAAGUACAUCAAGUUUAAGACUCUUGUGAAGAAUAUUAAGAAACACCCGGAUUUUCCUGCCACUGGCCAAUGGGAGAUUGUAACAGAGAAGGAUGGCAGGGUGGAAUCACAUGUUUUUGAUGCGGUUAUGAUUUGCUCUGGACAUCAUGUCUAUCCAAAUAUGCCAAUUAAUAGCUUCCCUGGAUUAGAGAAGUUUAAAGGUAGCUUCCUCCACAGCAGGGAAUACAAAGGACCUGAAAAGUUCAAGGGGAAGAAGGUUCUGGUGAUUGGCCUCGGGAACUCUGCCUGUGACAUUGCUGUGGAGCUCAGUAACGUGGCCUCUCAGGUUUAUAUCAGCUCCAGAAGUGGAUCCUGGAUAAUGAGUCGUGUCUGGGACAAUGGCUAUCCCUGGGACAUGCUGGUUAUAACUCGCUUUGAACUGUUCCUCAGGAGCAUCCUGCCUACAGCUAUUACUAACUGGUUGUAUGUGAAGCAAAUGAACAAAUGGUUCAAACAUGAAAACUACGGCCUGAUGCCACUGAAUGGAACUCUGCGUAAGGAGCCAGUGUUCAAUGAUGACCUCCCAGGCCGCAUUACAUGUGGAACUGUCAUCAUAAAGCCCAAUGUGAAGGAGUUUACAGAAACAUCUGCUAUAUUUGAGGAUGGGACGAUGCAGGAAGGCCUUGACUAUGUCAUCUUUGCAACAGGCUACAGCUUUGCCUACCCAUUCAUGGAUGAUGAAACCAUCCUCAAGAGCAGGAACAAUGAGGUCACCUUGUACAAAAGCGUCCUACCUCCUCGGCUGGAGAAACCCACCAUGGCAGUGAUUGGCUUAGUCCAGUCCCUUGGAGCAGCUAUCCCAACCGCAGACCUCCAGGCUCGCUGGGCCACAAGAGUAUUUAAGGGAUUAUUUAAGCUACCUUCGGAGAGCAGCAUGAUGGAUGACAUAGAUGAAAAAAUGGGGAAGAAACUCAAAUGGUAUGGCCAGAGCGAUACCAUACAAACAGAUUACGUUGUCUACAUGGAUGAACUUUCCUCCAAUAUAGGUGUCAAACCAAAUAUUCCACUCCUCUUCCUGACUGAUCCCAAACUGGCUCUACACGUCUAUUUUGGACCCUGUACUCCAUAUCAGUUUCGUUUGUCAGGACCAGGGAAGUGGGAUGGAGCCAGAAAUGCCAUCCUGACACAGUGGGAGCGAACACUGAAGACCACAAGGACCCGAGUCGUACACAGUUCUCACAAUACUUUCCCACUCAUUGCCCUGCUCAAAAUACUUUCCCUCCCACUUCUCCUUGCUGCAGUUUUUAUGAUAUUCAACUGAGUAGUCAUAGUGCUAAUCUGUGACCGUGGCAGCUUGGUAUAGUUGAGCAUGAACAAAUUGCCCCAAUCAUAUAGAAAAAGGGGAAAGAGUGAGAAAUGUAGACCUCCCCGCUGCCACCUAUGGCUAAGCUACUUUUCUCCAGGCUGAGAUCACUGCCAAUAUUGGAGCUUGCCUGAGGAGAAAAGCAGCACUUGGGGCAGGGGGGGCGGGGUGGAGGCUGCAGGAAGGUAGGCCACAAGGGGGUUCUGCACUCCUCACUCAUACACCCCUUUUGCUUUUAAAAGCAGAUCUCCCCUCUGACCAUGUGACUGGAGCAAUUCUGUUUAAACUUGCAGAACUGCUGCCAUCCAACAUCCCUCAAAAGUGAGGUCAGCAACAGAAAACCGAGAGAAAGGUGAAUCGCAUAAGAGUGUGUGUACAAGAGAGAGGGAGAGAGCAACAAAUACAUAAAUACCCAUCUAAUGAUGUCUUCACACUUUACCAUUUUAAGUAUACAUCUUAAGAUAUUUGAAGUGUCUACUCAAAAAUACAAAAGUGAGCAACAAGUGGGAAUAAAGUUGUGUUUGCAAACA
Hemicordylus capensis (graceful crag lizard) is the source of this 2359-nucleotide messenger RNA. It is a transcript of the gene FMO3, whose product is annotated as flavin containing dimethylaniline monoxygenase 3. Gene Ontology annotation, molecular function: NADP binding; N,N-dimethylaniline monooxygenase activity; flavin adenine dinucleotide binding. The coding region runs from base 186 to 1787 and encodes 533 amino acids. The record is from RefSeq and is a predicted model, not a curated record. Lineage: Eukaryota; Metazoa; Chordata; Lepidosauria; Squamata; Cordylidae. The transcript has 9 exons.